GAAUUUUCAAACUUGUAGCAAAUACAAAAAAAAAUCCAUUAACAAACAAAGCGCUGGAUGAAAAUUUUAUUUUACGCGAUUUUAAACACAUUUUUACUGAUUUUUUUAAUAAUAUCAAAUGCCAGCAGAGCAAACGAAUAUAAAAGUGGUUGUGCGCGUUCGGCCUUACAACCGAAGGGAGCUGGAACAGAAUCAGCGACAAAUCGUCAAGGUACUGGAUAAUAACACGCUGCUCUUUGAUCCCGAUGAAGAAGAUGAUGAAUUCUUUUUCCAAGGAACAAAACAAAACUAUCGCGAUAUUACAAAACGAGUGAACAAGAAGAUUAGUAUGGAUUUUGAUCGAGUAUUCGACCCAGAAGCAAAAAAUCAGGAAAUUUUUGAGGAAUGCACUUCACCUUUAGUUGCUUCAGUUCUGAACGGGUACAAUUGUUCCGUGUUUGUUUAUGGUGCUACUGGAGCAGGGAAAACCUUUACUAUGCUCGGCAAUGAAAAUUGCCCGGGACUAACGUUUCUAACUAUGCGUGAAUUAUUUGAAAAAAUACAAGCUCAAAGUUCUACGCAUAAAUUUGAUGUGGGUGUAAGUUAUUUAGAAGUGUACAAUGAAUUGGUAAUGAACCUUUUGACAAAAACGGGGCCAUUAAAACUUCGAGAGGACUCGAAUGGAGUGGUUGUUAGUGGAUUAGUUUUGAAGCCCAUAUAUAGCGCUGAUGAUCUGUUACAGCUGCUGGCACAAGGAAACUCCAAUCGCACUCAACAUCCAACGGAUGCAAAUGCCGAGAGCUCACGUUCACAUGCCAUAUUUCAAGUUCACAUUCGUAUGACAGACCGCAAAACAGGAACGAAGCGAACAGUUAAAUUAUCUAUGAUUGAUUUAGCGGGAAGUGAACGUGCUGCCAGUACAAAAGGUGUUGGGGUGCGUUUCAAGGAAGGCGCAAGUAUAAAUAAAAGCUUAUUGGCAUUGGGAAAUUGUAUCAAUAAGUUGGCAGAUGGAAUGAAGCACAUUCCUUAUCGUGAUUCGAACUUGACGCGUAUUCUGAAAGAUUCUCUAGGAGGUAAUUGUCAGACCCUAAUGGUAGCUAAUGUCUCGAUGAGUUCGUUGACAUAUGAAGACACAUAUAACACACUAAAAUAUGCAAGUCGAGCUAAGAAGAUUCGUACGACUUUGAAGCAGAAUGUUCUUAAAUCAAAUAUGCCGAAAGAUUUCUAUAUUAAAAAGGUUACGGAACUUACGACAGAAAAUGAACGUUUUAAAACUAAGGUAGCUCAACUUGAAAAGGCUUUAGACGCGACCCGAUCAUACAAUGAAAGCGAGUUAAAAGCCUGGUACAGCAAGAUUGAUGCGGUAUAUUCGUCCGUCAUUAAGACACAAGAGUACGUUAUAGGUAAUCAGAGCAAAAUAAAGAGCCUAAAUUUUCGUGAAAAAUUGAAGAAAGAAAAUGUAGCUUAUAAUAAACUACUUGAGCGAAACUCGGCAAUAUCACUGGAGAUGCUUCCUGCUUCCACCUCUAAUUAUAAUAAACAAAUCUGCAAACUUGAGGAGGAAUCUACGCGUUGGCGUAGAAAGCUGCAUGACGCAAAUAAGGACUUGGAGAAGUUAAAAAAAGAAAUCAAAGAAUCUAAAUACGUCGAAAUUUUAAAGAUAUACCAAAAAGGAAAAGAUUUAGAAGUUCGUUACUCGAAACAAGAUAUUAAUAUCAAUCACAUUUCGGGCAUAAAUGCAGAGUUCAUGCGUGAUUCAGAUAAACUACGGAAAGCCUUUGGAAUGGCAUGCGAAUUACUACAAAAAACCAAUGCGGAUAUCAACACUGAUAUCCAAAAUAAAUACGAGCAGUUGCAGCAAUUCAUAAAGAGUCACGCAUACUUUGGUCAUGAUGACUAUAAAAAAGAUAGUGAUGAAGAUUUGGAAGCACCAUCACUGCAAAGUAAUGGGAAACGUUCAUAUAAAACCAGUGCAAGCAUUGUGAAGAAGUACCGUAGGAAAUGUCCAAAAUUGGAAAAUGACUUUGAAUUAGGCUUAGAUAUUAUGGAGGACACCGAUUCGGAUGAUGGCAUUAGUAUUUUCAAAAAACCCCCACUCAUACGCACAGAUAUGAAUGAGACACAUGUCUUGACAUGUGCCACGGAUGAUGAGUAUAGUACGAGUACGGAUGUUAGUGCCAAAAAACCUUCCUCGGAAAGUAAAGAAAACUUAUUGCGAAAAAGGAAUUUGAUUGGCAAUAUAUUGUCAGAGCAAAUUGCAAGAGUCCCAGUAAAUAAGGAACGAGUGAAGAAUGCUUUAAUGAAAUCAAAGACAUUUAAUCACCACGGGCUGUUGAAAACUGUAGCUGUUGGUGUUCAAAAGGAAAACAAGAAAUUUAGUCCAGUGCGAGUACGCAAAAGUCCGAGAAGUAUUAUGGUCAAAUCACUCGCAACAACGGCUAACAAACGCCAAGCAGUGCGCACAGUAAAUACCAAUGGCAAUGAUCAACAACAUCAAAUCGUUCGAAUAAAUCGUGCUGCCUCCUUUCGAGUAAAGAAAUAAUUUUAUAUCGAAUGAAAUUAUUUUUCAGUCAAAAUUCGAAGUGUUUGCUAAUUUAAUGUGCAUAUGUAGUUCGUUCAGUUAUAUAGUACACAAUCAUUUACAAAAAUAUAUAUUAUAAUUCAAAUACAUGUAUUUAUACAUACCUAUACCUAUAUAUUUAAGACUUGCAUAUAAUUUUAAUGUUAAAACUCCUAAACAGAAAAAAAGAAGCAGUGUUGAAGUUGUGGGUUUUAAAACUAAAAACAUGUCUGAAUAUAGCGUACAAUUUAUACAAAGGUAAUGUUUGCCUUCUUUUGGUUGCAUCUACAA
Molecule: messenger RNA, 2830 nt
Organism: Anastrepha obliqua
Lineage: Eukaryota; Metazoa; Arthropoda; Insecta; Diptera; Tephritidae
Gene: Klp67A
Product: kinesin-like protein KIF18A
Exons: 6
Coding region: 119-2521 (800 amino acids)
Biological process (GO): microtubule-based movement
Molecular function (GO): microtubule binding; microtubule motor activity; ATP binding
Source: RefSeq, a predicted model, not a curated record